AUGGUUGUAGAACUUAUUAUGAAUGUAGUCGAUCUGGCACCUAUAAAGAAAAAGAUAAUUCAAAAAGAACAUUAUGGACAUGAAGAAAAUGAACUGCGACACAUUGGUUUACCAGUUACAACAAAACAUGAAGUCGCUGCAAAGUUGUCACAAGGUGUGACAGUUGGUAUAAUAUUGGAUGAUUUUAGGGAUAACAUUGGAAACAAUUUGAAAAGAGAAGACCUAAUUACUCGGGCUGAUCUUCAUAACAUCAAGCAUAAGUAUAAUAUAACAAUUCAGGAUGGUCAAUUGCAUAAAGACGAUUCCACAAGUGUGGAUAUUUGGGUUGAACAAAUGAAAGAGCAAGGCGAUAAUAAUCCAGUUCAAUACUAUAAAAAACAAGGAGUUCUCGAUGUAACUGGAAAAUUAGAACUAAAUGAUUUUUGUUUAAUUAUAAUGAACCCUGGUCAAAUGCACUUGCUACAAAAAUUUGGACAAGGAAAAGUAGUAUGUCUCGACGGGACCCAUGGACUUAAUGGAUACGAUUUUGAGUUAGUUACCUUAAUGGUUAUAGAUGACUUUGGUUCAGGGUUUCCAUUUAUUCAUGAAGUCACAGGUAUAAUAAAACCACAAACGUUUAUGACUGAUAUCGUUGAAACUUUUUAUUCGGCAUGGGAAACUGUAAUGGGCCCAGUUCCACAUCGCCUUUUUUAUUCAUGGCAUGUCGAUAAAGCCUGGAGACAAAAUUUAAAUAAAAUUAUUGGACCUCAGUGUAAGGAAAAACAAUCGACCGUUUAUAAAUCAUUAAAAAUGCUUCAGACAAUAUCCAGUGACACUGAAUUAAAAAAAAAUCUAAACAAAUGUAUUAUUGAAAUGAUGAAUGAUCCUGAAACCAAAGAUUUUGGAGUAUAUUUCGAACGAAUGUAUGCAAAUAGAGAAACAUUAUGGGCAUAUUGUUACAGAAAAGGACUGGGAGUAAAUUGCAAUAUGCAUCUGGAAUUAAUGCAUAAAACUAUAAAGUAUAAUUACUUAAAUGGAUAUAAAAUUGGAAGAUUGGAUAAAAGUAUAAUGACAAUAAGACGAUUCACGCGUGAUAAAAAAGUAGAAAGAAUGAUCAAAUUGACAAAGGAUAAAUCAACUACAAGAAUACAGGAAAUUAAAAAAAGACAUGUACCCAGUAAUUCACUUAAUUUAAAAAUCACCAAGAACGAUGCAAAUAGCUGGAAUGUAGAUAGUGAACAUACACCAAAUUCUGAUCACCUUAAAGAAGCUAUUAAAAAGAUAGAUGCUCUCAAUGCAUUUAUAGAUGCAACAUCAAAACAAUCUGCACAAUGUAAAGAAUGUGAUUGCAAACCAUUUGAUGACAUGUUACUUAUACGAAAAGAUUUAGGAUUUGAAACUAAGGUUGGCGGUAUUGAUGGUAUUGGAAGUUUAAAUAGUGCAGAAGUUUUUGAUCGCAGUACUGAAGAAUGGUGUAUGGAUACCAGACACCAUUUUUCAGUACUUACUAGCUGCGGUCAAAAACUUCUACACUAUUUAAACUUUUAA
Molecule: messenger RNA, 1527 nt
Organism: Acyrthosiphon pisum (pea aphid)
Lineage: Eukaryota; Metazoa; Arthropoda; Insecta; Hemiptera; Aphididae
Exons: 6
Coding region: 1-1527 (508 amino acids)
Source: RefSeq, a predicted model, not a curated record